UAUCUCGGCGACUUGUUUGGAGUUAGACCCAAACAGAUAUUUGCUGGCCUAGCAACGGUCGCUAUCCACCGCCACAGGGCCCAUCCGCGGCGCCAGCCCAGAACACAAAAAAAAACCACCCCAAGAAGCGCUUCCCAAAAACGAGGGGGCCGGUUCGUUUCAGAGUUUCAAAACGACCGCUCUCGCACAACACGCGGGGUCCGAUUCGGCCGGGGCAGGAGCAGGGGUAGAAUAUGCACCACCUGGCGCCGGAGACAGCAGAAGCGUUGCCGGUGUCGUUCUGAGUCCAGGUGGAGCCGGGAGCACGGGCGAAGUGUCCCAUCGGGGACGUUGGCGUCGGACGAGAUCUGGGAGGUUGGACUGUGGACGCUGUUGGGCCGCUUGCGUGGAGGCCAGCAAGCAGCGGCCGCUGUCGAUUGAUGCCUGGGGAUUAUUUGACAUUCUUACGUGAGCGCUCGCCCUCAUGCAGUCGGAGCAGAUGAACGGCACGCCGUCGAGCGAGCAGUCGCGCGCUCUCACGCAUCCCCCGGACGGCACCCUCGCGCACUAUCUGGGCGUGCGCCACGCGGGAGCCUCCGCCCUGGCCGAGCCCAUCACCGCCAAGCGGGUCUACUUCUACAAGAGCGGCGACCCGCAGUUCGGCGGCCUCAAGGUGGCCAUCAACAACCGCACGUUCAAGACGUUCGAUGCGCUGCUGGACAACCUGUCGCGGCGCAUGCCGCUGCCAUUCGGCGUGCGCACCGUGAGCACGCCGCGCGGCCUCCACGCGGUGCGCGACCUCGAGCAGCUCGAGGACGGCAAGGCCUACGUCUGCUCCGACCGCCGCCGUGCCAAGCCCCUGGACCUGGAGCAGGCCUCGCGCCGCCCCCAGCCCUGGAGGUCGAGCCGCCGCCCCCUGACGAGCAGCAGCAGCCGCCGCCAGGCUUUGCGUUUGCUCCGGCGGCAGGAGAUGGGAGGGGGAGCGGAGGAGCCAAGGUUGGCGCGCGCCACCCCGCGCCGUCUCACCCUGGUGCGCAACGGCGAUGCGACGGGGCCGCGCUACGCCCUGCUGCUGUCACGCCGUUCCGCCUCCAGUGGCCUCGCCGGGCUGCUCGCCGAUGCCUCCCAGAUCAUGGGCUUCAGCGUGGCACGGCUCUACACCACUGAUGGGCGCAAGGUGGAAAGCCUGCAGGCCCUGCUGCACGUACCAUCCACGCUGGUGGCCGCCGGUCGGGAGCCGUUUCAGCCGCUGCUCUACGACGCCAUGCGGCUGCCGCUGCUGCAGAACCCUCGCGGUGCCGCCCGGGCCGAGGGCAAGACGAAGGGCCGCUUCAAGGUGUGGGUGAGCACGGGGGAGCUGGCCGCCGCCGGCACGGACGCGCGCGUCUCCGUGACGUUGUACGGGGAGCGCGGCCACGCGGGGCCCAUCCUGCUCGGCGCCGGCAGCGGCGGCACCGGUGGCACCUUCAGCAAGGGCAGCGAGGAUGAGUUCACGGUCUCUGCCGGGAACGUAGGGGAACUCUACAAGAUCCGCGUCAGCCACGACAACUCUGGCGAGUCCCCGGGAUGGCUCUGCCAAGCGGUGCGGCUGCUGGACCUGCACACGAAGGAGGAGUUCGAGAUGCGCGUGAACCGCUGGCUCUCGCGAGACGAGGACGACGGAGAGAUCUGCCGGGAGGUGGCGGUGCCGCGGCGCACGGGGCCCGUCCUGCCCGCGGUGCGCUACGAGGUGCGCAUCACGACGGGCGAGCUGUGGAACGCCGGCACGGAGGGGCGUGUUCAUGUGGCGGUGCAUGGCGAGCGCGGCGACACGGGGCCGCGCCUUCUGCAGCGCUCGCGGCACCCCACCUCCUUCCAGCGUGGCCAGACGGACGUGUUCCGCCUGGAGGCCGUCCACCUGGGCCGCCUGCAGCGCGUGCUCGUGAGCCACGACUCCGAGGAGCCGGGCAAAGGCUGGUACCUGGAGAAGGUGGUGAUCCAGGACCCGCUGGCCGACAUGGAGAGCGUGUUCCUCUGCCACCGUUGGCUGGACACGGGCGAAGACGACGGGAAGACGUCGCGGGAUCUCAACAUCGUGGAUCGAACGCUGAGCGCGGCACAGCAAGAGCAGGAGCUGCUUGAGAAGGAGCUGUGGGCAGCCGAGGGCUGGAAGUUCCAGCGUGGCAGCGUCCUGCAGCUCCGAAACAAGCUCACCGGGCGCCUGCUGCGGAUCAAGCCUGAUGCCUCGGUUGACGCGCUUGGGGAGAAGGGCGACAAAUACAGUUACUUUGAGGUGGCACGGCGGCGUGGCAACGUGCGGGCGUUCAACAGCCUGGCGCUGCCCGCGUACUAUCUAGCAGUGGAGCAGAACCACGUCGUGGGCAUGAGCGAGAACGGGCCGGCGUGCGACUUCAGCGUGUGCGUGCAGCGCGACCGCAGCGUGCAGCUCGCGUCCGUGCGCUUGCCCGGCCACGCUGUGCUCUUCACGCCACACGGCCGGCCCGGCGACACCAAGGCGGCCGCGCAGGGCCCCGCGUGCCUCUUCUACGUGCACGUCAAGGGCGUGUUCCGUGACGGGGCGGUGCUGCUGCUCAACUCGAGCACCACGCAGGCGCUGUCGGUGUCGGCGGACGGGCGGUGCAGCGGCGCGGGCCGGCGCUUGGAGGCGUCGCACCUGCGCGUGCACGUGGUGGCGCCGCGCACCUGCAUGUUCGAGAGUGUCGCGUUCCCGCGCAGGUUCCUCCGCGUCAAGGACGGCCACUGCGAUGGGCUGGGCAUUGGCGACAAGCACUGCCACUUCAUCGUGCACAAGCAGCGCGACUGGAGCUCGGUGGGGCUGGAGUCGGCGCGCCACAAGGGCAUCUUCGUGGGGCUGCAGGCCGACGGGCAGGCGCGGCCCCUUGUCAAUGCCGGAGAGGCCAACACCACCUUCUACCCACAAGUCAUCUCCUUCGGCAGAGAAAAGGCUUCGCGUCACCUCGACCUGUCGAUGGAGGAGACGCCGCGACUCUCGUCGGCCCUCUCCCCCGUGCCGCUCGACACCCCCAAAGGGUGGGAGUGGCGCGUGCUGGUCACGACGGGCAGCGAGGGCACGGGUGCGCGCGUGCAGCUCUGGGUGUACGGGGAGCGUGGCUCCGCGGGCCCCAUUUUCCUGGGCAAGGGCGAGCACGACGGCAUCUUCAGCGCCAAGCAGGAGGACGAGUUCCAGAUAACGCUCCCGGACCUGGGCAAGAUCUACAAGAUCCGAGUGGCUCACGACGGCUCCAGCGAAAACCCGGACUGGAAGCUACAGCAGGUGGUGCUGCGGGGGCUCCGUGGGGGCGACACGUUGCGCUUCCCGGCCAACCGCUGGCUGUCGCGGCGCCACGGCGACGGGCAGACGGUGCGCGAGCUGCCGGCGGUGCGCGACGCCACGGGGAAGCCGCUCCACCCAGUGCUGCGGUACCGCGUGUCGGUGAGCACGGGAGAUGAGCCGGGUGCGGAGACGCAGGCGCCCCUCUUCUUGUGCCUGCACGGCGAGCGCGGAGACAGCGGCGAGCGCGAGCUGCUCACCUCCGACCACGCCGUGCCUUUCCGCCGGGGACAGACGGACGUGUUUGAGCUGGAGGCCGUGAGCCUGGGGGAGCUGCGCCGUGUGUCCCUGCGCUGCGAUGCGCGCGCCGCUCACGACCGCUGGUUCUGCCACGCGGUGUCCGUGCGGGAGUCGCCGCACUCCGACCUCGAGUACGGAUUCCCCUGCAACGGGUGGAUCCCCGAGGAGUUCUCUGUCGAGGACGCCCAGAGAGAGAAGAUGCUGCUUCUGGAAGAAAUCCGGAAAGUGACGCCCCUGGAAGCGAGGUCGGAGGUGAACGAGAGCGAGUGGAAGAUUUUGGUGGUGACGGGCGACGGGCCGGACUCGGGCACGGAGGCGACCGUGAGCCUCGUGGUGUACGGAGAGCACGGGGCGUCGCGGACGCUGCUGCUCGGCUCCGGGGAGAGCCACCUCUUCAAGCCGCGCAGCGUCGACAGCUUCCGGAUCUCUCUGCCGGAGCUGGGGGAGCUGUACAAGUUGCGCGUGGGCCACUCGGGCGUGGGCGAGGCCUCUGCCUGGUUCCUGGAGCGCGUGCGCCUCAAGCCGGCGGGCGGCCGCCCCCUGGAGCUGCCCGUGACCCGCUGGCUCGCCGACGACCGAGACGACGGCGACACCUGGAGGGAGGUGCCCGUUCCCCGGCCCGGAAAACGCCUCCUACCCGUGGUGGUGUACCAGCUGAGCGUGCUGACGGGCGGACGCGCGGGAGCCGACACGGACGCGCGCGUGCACGCGUCACUCUGGGGCGAGCGGGGCGACUCGGGGGCCCGACUUCUGCACCGCUCCCUCAACAACCCCAUCCCCUUCCAGGAGGGGCAGAUGGACGUGUUCCGGCUGGAGGCCGUUUCCCUGGGGGAGCUCCGCAAGGUGGUGAUCGGUCACGACGGCACGAGCCCAGGGCAAGGCUGGUUCCUGGACAGGGUCGUCGUGAAAGUGACGGGCAGCGAAUUGGACAGGGAAUACGUCUUCCCGUGCGAGAGGUGGCUGGACCAGGGCAGGGAUGACGGAAAGGUGGAGCGGGAGCUGGAGGCUCAAGCUCCCAUACUGAUUGGCAAGACUCCGAAAAAAGACACGCGCUACCGCGUGACGGUGAUCACGGCGUCCGACUCGCUGCCCCCGCUGGGCGCCUCGGCCUCCCUGGUGGCCUACGGCGCGCAGGGCCGCUCCGACGAGAUGACCCUGCCGUCCGUGCGACCGGGCCACAUGGGUUUCCUGCCCGGCUCCUCCGACACCUUCCUGGUGGACCCGGGCGACGUGGGGGAGCUCUACAAGGUGCGGCUGAGCGUGGAGGACCCCUCCGAGUGGCAGGGCUGGCACCUGGAUGCGCUGCGGCUCGAGGAGGUGGCCACAGGGCACGUACUGGCACCCGCCGAUGCCCGCGGGUGGCUUUCGCGCACGCGGGGCAAGCGCGGUACCACGCGGGAGUUUGCCGUGGCCCCCGAGGGACGGCCGCUCCUGCCCGUCCAUCAUUACGUGGUGUCCGUGCACGUGGGCGAGCGGUGGGGAGCCGAGACGUUUGCUGGCGUGUACAUGACGCUGUAUGGGGAGGCGGGCGACACCGGCUGUCGCAAGCUGCUGCGCUCGCUGCAACCGGGUCUCAAGUUCCAGCGGGGCCGGACGGACUCUUUCCUGGUGGAGGCGGUGUCGCUGGGGCAGGUGCGCAAGGUGGUGAUCGGGCACGACGGGGAGGGAUAUGGCUCGGGGCUCUUCGUGAAGAUGGUGACGGUGCGCGAGUCCAACUCGGCGGCGCGUGAGUCGCUCUUCCCGUGCUGGGCUUGGCUCGACGACCACAUGGGCGAGCGCCGCACCGUGCGCAAGCUCCAUCUCCUGGGCGAGAGGGCCGUGGCGGAGACGCCGAACCAUCUCACGGAGUCUCGCCAGGCAGAGCGGAAGGAGGAGGAGGAGGAGAAGGAUGACCUCUCGUCCACCUCGCAGUGGAAGAUCACUGUGCUGGGAGCUCCCCGCUCCGACGGGGAGGAACAGGAGGAGGAGGAAGAAGGGAAGGCCCGGGCACCCCCGCACCUCCGGUUGGCGCUGUACGGCACGCGGGGCAGCGCCGUCCUGCACACCCAUGUCCUGUCCUCCUGCCACGAGCUCACGUGGGACGUGCCGCGCGUGGGGGAGCUGUUGAAGCUGCGAGCGUCCGUGGACCCCGAGGACGACGUGACCUCCGUGCCGCAGGAGGGGGGUGGCGGCGGCGGGGCCGGCGGGGGGAGUGGUGGGGGCUGGGGAGCUCCCCUGCCGGCGUGGCUCCUGCGAAGCGUGCGUUUCACGCCCCCCGCUGGGGGGCCCCCCGAGACGAGUUUCCUCGUCGAGGCGUGGCUGGGCGGGGGCCCCGGUGGGCGCUACGACGCCGAGGUACCGGCGCUGCGGCCAGGGGUCGACCCGCUCCCCGCGCUGCUGUACGUGGUGGAGGUGCACACCGGGGAGGCGCGCGGCGGCGGGGCGGACGGCCGCGUGUGCGUCCACCUGCACGGGGAGCGCGGCGACUCGGGCCGCCGCUGGCUCGAUGGCCGCCCCCGCGCAUUCCGCAGGGGACAGGUGGACGUGUUCAAGGUGGAAGCCGUGCACCUGGGAGAGCUGCGGUUGGUCACCGUGGGCUACAGUGGCCACAGGGAAGGGGGCUGGCUGCUGGAGCGCGUGGUGGUGACCGAGGGGGAGGCCGCCAUGCAUCGCUGCGUCUUCUCCCACGGCGGCUGGAUCAUGGCGGCGCCGGGCGGGGGUCACGGGCCCGUGGAGGUGUCACUCUCGCUCACGGAAAAACUGAAGGUGCUGCCGCCCGACCGGGCGAGGGGGGCGGCCGCACCGAGCAGGGGAUUGUGGGACGCGUGGGUGAUGUCGGCCGAGGCGGAGGGCCCGGGCAUCUGGCCGCCGGCGGUGCACGCCGUGGCGUACGGAACGCUGGGGAAGUCGCCGCCGCUGCCCAUCGGCAACGUGAACGACCGGCCCUUCCUGCUGCAUAUCGGCGAUGUCGGGGACCUCAGGAAGCUGUCCUUCGUCUGCACCGAGGGUCUGCAUGGGAAGGGCAUCCUCCUGAGCAAGGUGCGCCUGAAGGACCGUGACACGCGCGAGGAGCUCGGCUUCGAGGCCGCCGACGUGUGGCUGUUUGGCAAAGACGGCACGGAACCCGUGACAGAGCUGGCGGUGAUCCGGCCGGACUGCCAGCCCCUCCUUGACGUGGAGUACGAGGUCCGCGUGCGCACCGGGGACGUGCCGGCCGCGGGCACCCACGCGCCCGUCCACCUCACGCUCGUCGGGGAGUUCGGUGACACGGGCCCCCGGCCGCUGCGUCGCGGCGAUCACCGCGACGCCUUCCUCCGCGGCCAGACGUCGAUGUUCGCGGUACGCGCCGUGGAUCUGGGGCCGCUGACGUCUGUGCGGGUCGGCGUGCGCGCCGCCGGGCUCGGCUCGGGCUGGUUCCUCGACACCGUGGCGGUGCGGUGCUCCCCGGGGUCGCCGGGGUCGCGAGGGGCAGCCAGCUACGCAGAGCUCCUCUUCCCGUGCCGCCAGUGGCUCGACGACGGAGUCGGCGACCGCAGCACCGAGCGGACGCUGCGGCUGCUCGGGGAGACGCGGGACGGGCUCGGGGAGACGCCGGCGUCGCACGGGGGCUCGUGGACCCUUCGCCUUCACACCGGUGACUUCCCGGAUGCCGGCACGGAGCUGGGCGUCUCGGUGACGGUGUGCUGCCGGGCCGGCGCGGCGCUGCCCAUCGGCGUGCCACGGGGGGCCCUGCGGGCCAGGGGCCGCCACUACGAGGCCUCGCUGGUGCUGCCCGAGGAGCUGGGCCCCGUCGUCAAAGUCCGCAUCGAGAUGGAGGAGGGCGAGGCCAGAGACAGCUGGUACUGCCGCAAGGUGACGCUCCGGCGGCGGCGGCAGGAGAGAAAUGGAAGAGGAGGCUCAGGAGAAGAGGAUGGCAAAAAGAUUCUCAAGUUCCCGUUUGUGCGCUGGUUCUCACCGGAUAAUGGCGGACAGGUGUCCGAGCUGCCCCUGCUCUCGUCAGGAUCGCCAGAAUCGCCGAUCCCUGUGGUGCUGGAGUACGUGGUGAGCGUGCGCACGGGCUCCUCGGAGAGCUCUGCGACGACGGCGCGCGUCUGGCUCACCGUCACCGGCGAACGUGGUGACACGGGAAGACGCGCGCUCGCUCGGCGCCGCGGAGAGAGGAGCUUCGCCAAGGGGCGCGUGACCUCCUGGUCGCUGGAGGCGGUGGAGCUGGGGCCCCUGAGGGAGGUGCUGGUGGAGAAGGGGCCCGGCAGCGACUGGCACGUGGAGGCGGUGAGCGUCCGUGAGGGCCCCUUCGCGCCGUUCGAGGCCGUCUUCCAGGCUCAUCGCUGGCUGCGCGACGGCGCGGCGGGCUCCACCGCGUCCGUGCGCGUCCCGCUCACCGAGGUUCGGCCGAGUGCUGUGACCGUGGCCCCCCUGCCCAGCGACGCUCCAGCACCCAAGUCCGAUGGACGCUGGCGAGUGGAGCUGACGCUGGGUAACGAAGAUGACGAUGACGGCGAUGGUGGCGGGUCGGCGCGGGGCAGCCCCGGGCGGCGGGAGCAGCAGCAGACGCUGCUGCUGCCCCCGGGUCUGUGCCUCGUGGUGUACGGCUCCGAGGGCAAGACGAGCCCCUUGCCCCUCGUGGGCCCCCGGCACGGCACGGGCGAUGGCGGCGCCAGCAGCACCAUCGCGUUCGAGGUGUCGUUCCCCGUGAGCGUGGGCGUGCCGUACAAGGUGCGGCUUGGGGCGCGUGACGGCUCGGCGCCCUGGGAGCACGGCCCGGGCGGAGGGAACGAGCGCGCGGGCACCACUGCUGACACCACGGCCGCCCCGCACCUGCGCCGCUUCCGCAUGACGGACGUGCGCACGCGCGCCACGUUCACCCAUGCGCCCGGCGAGGCGCUGCCUCCCCCGUCCGGCGGGGACGUCUGGAUGGAGAUCCCCGCCGAGUGGCCCCAGAGACCAGCGCCGACGGUGCUCCGGUACCAGGUGCUGGUGUUCGGUGAGGACUUCAUUGCGGCGCAGCCGGCGCCGCGCGUCACACUCAUGGUGGUCGGCACGCAUGGCGACUCGGGCGAGCGCUGGCUGGGCGAGGCGACUCGCGGGGACCAGCACGGCGUCCACGACCAGCCGGUGAUGGUCUUUGAGGUGAAGGCCGUGGAUCUGGGGGAGCUCCGCCGAGCCAUCCUCUCCGCCUCCUGUGAAAAUGAUUACAACAUUCAAGUGGACAAGAUUGUGGUUAAGAAUGCCGAUUCCACAGACAACACUUACGAGUUUGAGUUGGAAGGGAGUUUAAAUGUUCUCGGCCGAAAGCCGGCUAUCUCCAAAGAAAUGCGUCUGAUUAGAGCCACCAGGAGCCCAUCAAUAGGCCCAGACCAAGCAGCUUUGGCCAAUGGUGACUUCAUGGAGGAGUUUGCGCAGGAUGCUCCAGCCAAUGAGAUUGCUGGGGACCACCAUCCUGAAGCCUCAGCCAGUGAUGGUGCAUGGGUAGAGCCUGAACAGGACCCCCUGGCCGAUGAGACCAUGGCAGCGGGACUUCCCGAAGAAGACGAAGCAUUCGACGAGGACAAAAGCGACAUAUCUUCUGGUGAUGAGCUGCUUGGGCCAGCGAGCGUGGAACCGGAGGAAUAGCUUUGACCUAAUAAUACCUCUUUUCCACUGGGACAUCUGAGCUAAGCCAUCAUGGAGCCCUAACAGUAACGGUGGUUUUCCACUCACUACCAAGACUGUUAUACUCUGGGCUCAUAAGACAUCAGAAUCUGGCGCAGGGGGACAAGAAAGUCCAGGGCUGGGCUAUAGACGCGUUCACUGCAUGUGAUGUCAGUCAGUAUACCGUGAGGACAGCAUCUCUGCGGACAUGUGUCUCGUUCAUUGCGUGUGAGGUGAGUGGCACAGCUCGGUUUCUGCAGUGGGAAUGCAAUCAGGCGCUUCCUGAGCCACACCAAACUAGCUCAGCAUGGACCUCCGAUUAGCACGGUGCGAAAGAAGUUCAACAGACAUACACACGACCUGGCAUGGCUCAGUUGUGCAGUGGAAAAGAUAAGGCACGGUGAUUAUCUCAGAGGCUAUAUUUAAGAUUGUCAAUGUGGCGCUGUCUGUGUGCAAAACUUCUACUCUUACAGAAAUAAACAGUGACAAAUGUGCUCCCAUUUUUCUGCAUUUAUAAUUAGGAGCCAUUCUUCCACUUACAUCAAUGAAAAAAAUUCUGAAGAUAAAUACUGUAAAUGCACUUUGGAGCCACAGAAAGAGACAUCUUCCUUAAUCGCUGGUGCUGCGCUGUGAACGUUACCAAAAGUCCACAUGCACGCACCAGACUGGUUACAAAAACCAAAGCACAUUUUGUCAUGCACAAUUCAAUUCAGGUAAAGCUUCUAAAUUUAAAGAGAUUGAUUUUUUUUUAUGAAUAGCUUUUUUGAGAGUUGUUUUCAUUUUGAUAUGUACAAAAUAAAGACUUGGUUGUGUUUUGAAUGCAUCAUGCGGUUGUUGUGGACGCUGUUGUGUU
Messenger RNA from Lethenteron reissneri (Far Eastern brook lamprey), 10013 nucleotides. RefSeq lists its product as uncharacterized. The record is from RefSeq and is a predicted model, not a curated record. Lineage: Eukaryota; Metazoa; Chordata; Hyperoartia; Petromyzontiformes; Petromyzontidae. Gene Ontology annotation, molecular function: protein binding. Gene Ontology annotation, biological process: intracellular signal transduction.